ACAGGUAAACACAACAUCAAGUCAGAUGAAUGAAAGAGACAAGAAAGCUUCAAAUAGUUAUUUUCAAAAAUUUUCGUUCAUUCGGUUUUCACAUUGUGAUCAUCAGGUGUUUGUAUGGCAAUGGCGCCCGAAACAAACAAUUGUGUUUUUCACAAAAGGCAGAUGUUUUGUCUCUAGUUCUCUAUUCUAUUGUUGAUAUAAUUUGAAACGAAAAAAUAAUCGUCAUUUUGAAGACGAUUUGACAGCCAUUAAUUAUUGGAAUUUGAAUCAAUUCUUGAAAUUUCUUCAUUUGUUCAUCGGAAUCAAUCAUCAAGAGAGUUAUCAACAAAAUGAUGAAUUAUGAUAUGAGAAAUACAUCACCAGCUGAAACUAAUGAAACGAUUACAAUGCCACAUGUAUUGGAAUUGGUUGGUGUUUGUCAUUCUGGUCCAAUAACGCCUAAUCGACUUUCAUUAUGGAAUAAAUGGACCAAUUAUCCACCAUCUGGUCUAAUACUUAAAGAUGUAUCAUUUGAGGUCCAUUCGGGUGAGAUGAUGGCCAUUCUUGGUAGCAAAGGAUCAGGGAAAAAAGCACUUUUAGAAUUGAUUAGUCACCGUAUAAAUCAACAAAGUAGUACACGAGGACAGAUUCUACUCAAUGAUGUACCGCUAACGUUGAGAGUGUUUCAGGAACAAUGUGGAUUUAUUUCACGAAGAACCGAACUUAUUGAAGGUCUUUCUGUUCGUCAAACAUUGGCGUAUAUGGCAAAAAUGACAAUCCGACAACCGAUACCACGACGUCUUCCAGAUGGAUCAUAUAUGACAAUUCGAUUCCGUGUGAAACAAGUGAUGGCCGAUACGGCAUUAUCAAGUUUAGCCAAUUAUGAUGUCUGUGAAUUGAAUGAAGCUGAACGAAGACGAUUAAUCAUAGCUAUGCAUUUGAUACGUGAUCCAUUAUUAUUGGUGUUGGAUAAUCCUACCAGUGAUCUUAGUGCAUUGGAUUCAUAUUUCAUAAUAUCAAUGCUUUCCAAUCAUUGCCGUAAAUAUCAACGAAUCAUUUUGUUCACAAUCGAUAAACCACGUUCAGAUAUAUUUCCAUUCGUUGAUCGAGUUACAUUUCUUUGUCUUGGUGAUAUCGUUUACAGUGGAAGCACAAGAAUGAUGAUGGAUUAUUUUAGUAAUAUUGGUUUUCCGUGUCCAGAAUUGGAGAAUCCAUUGAUGUAUUACUUAUGUCUAUCAACAGUUGAUCGACGAUCCAGAGAACGAUUCAUUGAAUCAUCAGCACAGAUAGCAGCAUUGGUGGAUAAAUUUAAAAUCGAUGGCCAUGAUUAUCGUAAAUACAAUACACCAUAUUCAAAAAUGAAUGCAUUGAGCAUUCCAUUAACCGCUUAUGGUAAAGCAUCAGCAUGGAAUGUUAUAUCCACAUUGAUUGUUCGACAAUUUUGUUCGAAUCUAAUUAUGAAACGUUUGUUCCUGAAAUUGGGACUUAUUCCAUUGUUCUGUAUAUUUAUGUAUACAUUCAUAUUGCCAUCGUUGGAUGAAACACAAAAUUCAUUUCAAACACGAAGUUAUAUCAUUUUCAAUUUGAUGGCCGCAAUCACAUUGAUGACACCGAUAAUUACAUCAUAUUAUUUUUCUCAACAUCGAAAUCGUUUCUAUGAAGAUUCAUCACGUCUAUCGAUAUAUCGUGGACCAUCAUUAAUAGUAACGAACAUUAUAGCAAACAUACCGUUGACCAUGUUGAAUAUAUUCAUUGCCGGUAGUAUCACGUAUUGGACAACACCGUUUCGUAUCGAUAAUUAUUGGAUGGAACGAUGGAUCAUUUUCUGUUCGGUACUUUGGGGUGUUUAUACGUUUGUUGAACAAUUUACAAUGGCCAUUAUGUGUUUCGUAAAAUCACCGUUUAAAGCAUCGCUGGCUUCAUGUUAUUUUCUUACACCAUGGUUGAUUAUCGGUAGUACAACAUUACGAUCAAUGUUAGCAUCACCAAAUAUUUACUAUUAUAUCAAUUGGCUUAAUAUUUAUUAUUGGGCUGGAUGGACAUUGAAUUUUAUGGAAUUUCAAUUCAAUACUGAUCUUGUACGUGUACCACAUGUAUCGACAAAUAAUACGAUUGAAUUGUGUAGCGCCAAUAUUGUACCUGGUAAAUGUAUGUUUCUUUCGGGUAAUCAUUAUCUGGAUCAACGUUUCAAAGAUAUCAAAGAUAUACCAGAAUGGUCGUUGAUUUUUUGGAAAAAUUUUGCAUUCAUUUUCAUUUUUGCCAUUGGAUCAUAUCUUAUUAAUACUGUUAUCUAUGUAAUUCCAUUACCAGCUUCAUUGAAAGCUAAAUUUCGAGAUUAAAUCAGAAUAAUAAAUAUAUUUUUUUUCCACAAUAAAAAAUCAAAAUAAAAAACAAAACAAUCGA
Molecule: messenger RNA, 2382 nt
Organism: Dermatophagoides farinae (American house dust mite)
Lineage: Eukaryota; Metazoa; Arthropoda; Arachnida; Sarcoptiformes; Pyroglyphidae
Product: ATP-binding cassette sub-family G member 5
Biological process (GO): transmembrane transport
Cellular component (GO): ATP-binding cassette (ABC) transporter complex; plasma membrane
Molecular function (GO): ATP hydrolysis activity; ATP binding; ABC-type transporter activity
Source: RefSeq, a predicted model, not a curated record